AUGUUUAUUUGCACCUCCUUCAAUUCCAACGGCCUCGCGCUCCAUUCUUCAAAAACCCACACCUUCAAAAGGGUAUUCACAUCUCAAUCGAUCAACAAAACCUCAACCCCUUACCCAAUUCCUUUCCCUUCUCUCCAUUCAUCCAAACCCUUGAAAUCCAAUGUAAAAAGAUUCAAACUUGUUGCAUCCUCAGCCGCCCCUGAAAACCCCCAAAUCUCGUACAGAAGCAAAAACCCUAAAGACAUCAACGUUUUGGUGGUGGGCUCCACCGGCUACAUCGGGAAAUUCGUGGUGAAAGAGCUGGUCAAGAGAGGGUUCAGCGUGAUAGCCAUUGCAAGAGAAAAAAGCGGCAUACGCGGUAAGAACAACAGCGCAGAUACCGUCGGAGUAUUAAAGGGAGCAAAUGUCUGCUUUUCGGAUGUCACCAAUUUAGAGUCUUUAGUAAAUAGCAUCCAAACCCUUGGAACUUCCAUCGAUGUUGUCGUGUCCUGUCUCGCUAGCAGGAGUGGGGGCAUAAAGGACUCGUGGCUAAUCGAUUACGAGGCCACGAGAAACUCCCUUCUCGCCGGCCGCAAAUUCGGGGCCUCGCAUUUCGUAUUAUUAUCCGCCAUUUGCGUCCAAAAGCCCCUCCUCGAAUUUCAACGCGCCAAGUUGAAAUUCGAGGCCGAGCUUAUUCGUGAGGCCGAAAAAAGUAAAGGGCUUUUCACUUACAGCAUUGUUAGGCCCACUGCCUUUUUCAAGAGUCUAGCUGGCCAGGUGGAGCUUGUAAAAGAUGGAAAGCCUUAUGUCAUGUUUGGAGACGGAAAAUUGUGCGCUUGCAAGCCUAUUAGCGAGCAAGAUUUGGGCUCGUUUAUUUCGGAUUGCAUUUUGGGGGAGAAUUUUGUGAACAAGAUUCUCCCUGUUGGUGGGCCAGGGAAGGCUAUGACUCCUCUUGAGCAAGGGGAAAUGCUUUUCAGGCUUGCCGGUAGAGAACCAAAGUUCUUGAAAGUGCCGAUUCAGAUAAUGGAAUUUGCGAUUGGGGUUCUUGAUUUGUUGGUGAAGGUUUUUCCUUCUUUGGAGGAUUUGGCUGAGUUUGGGAAGAUAGGGAGGUAUUAUGCGGCGGAGAGCAUGCUGGUAUGGGAUGCGGAGAGGGGGGAAUACGAUGCGGAGGGAACACCGAGUUACGGUGAGGACACGCUGGAGGAGUUUUUUAAGAGGGUGUUGGNUGGUGUUGAACUGGAAAUUGUAAAGUAG
Messenger RNA from Striga asiatica, 1233 nucleotides. NCBI's taxonomy places the organism in Eukaryota, Viridiplantae, Streptophyta, Magnoliopsida, Lamiales, Orobanchaceae. The record is from the annotation of a GenBank genome assembly.